Molecule: messenger RNA, 1248 nt
Organism: Lachancea lanzarotensis
Lineage: Eukaryota; Fungi; Ascomycota; Saccharomycetes; Saccharomycetales; Saccharomycetaceae
Gene: PBN1
Product: LALA0S11e00364g1_1
Exons: 1
Coding region: 1-1248 (415 amino acids)
Biological process (GO): GPI anchor biosynthetic process; protein processing
Cellular component (GO): glycosylphosphatidylinositol-mannosyltransferase I complex; endoplasmic reticulum membrane
Molecular function (GO): mannosyltransferase activity
Source: RefSeq, a predicted model, not a curated record
AUGACUACGAAAAAAACAAGAAUAACUGUUCUUUUCGAUAACCUGCAGGAAUUGGAGCAGAUUGCACCCGAUUCGCAACAUGGCACCAAUAACUCAGCAAGCAUCCUGAUCAAAGGAUCCGGCCAACAAGUUCAAUACAGAACUGUUGUGGAUUACGUCGGUGAAUUCCAACACGUGCGUAUAACAUGGAAAGGUUCACAAAACACUCGAAACAGCUUUCUCGAGGCACCCUUAACGGAAGGCCUGAACGUCUACAUCGUAACCGGUGAACCCUUUACACAUAUAAAGAGGGCCAUAGACUCAGCCAAGUAUCAAUUACUUCACUCUGGGUAUUUUGAUAAAGAACUUGUGCGCAGGUUUCUUCCUGCUGAGAUUUUUGAAGUUGACGAUUUGGAUUGGCAGUCAAAAGAUUACGACAUAACGCUUGAUAGCACAAAACAGAGGGCUCAAAUCGACGAGUUUUAUGAGCUCGAAAAGGAUCAUGAUCAGAUUAUACAGUACCUUGAUAGCUACGGUAAACUGGAAGUCGGACUCUUUUUCCCGGAAUCUCCCGACGAAAUCGAUGUGCAUCUAAACGGGGCGGUCUGUAGUUGGAAUAGUAAUGGCGUAAUCGAGCAAUGCCGAAAGACUUACCUAUUUUACCAAAGGGCGCACGUCACAAGUCCAGAAAGCCAUGGGGUGCCAGUUGACCUAUUGGAGCCGGUGGGCCUUCAUCCUACCCUUUCAGUGGACUUGCGAAACCGCUCCUCACCUGAUAACUGUGGAUACUACUUCUAUUUAACAACCCCAGCUGAUCUUUUUCUGGACAAGUUUCAGUCGAAUCCAAUUUUCAUUGCAGGAGCUACGGACUUGGAGGCACCAGAAUAUGCCGUCACUGACUCCAGCUGGGGAAUUGAAAUGUUACUUGCUCUGACGCCAGAAAAGGUGAACGAAGUCAAUUUGCACACACGUUACAUCCGGCCCCAAAUGUUGGGAGGGCACAAAUCGGUAAAAAUUUCACCUGUUAUCUUCCAAGCUUGCGAUACGGAGUACGACAACAUUCAUGAAAAUCCAUUCUACUCAAAAUCAUCAGGAUUCGACUCACUAUUCACUAAUAACACCCAUUUCAACCAUCUCAAUACUUCGACGUUUACCGUCAACAUCCCUGCGGCAACUGCAGGGGCGUACGACAUCAUUCAGGUCGGAACCUGGGCAACCUUGUUUUUCUCCACUUUGUACAUUCUGAUAAAAAUAUUCAGGAAAAAAUAA